Parus major (Great Tit) is the source of this 2903-nucleotide messenger RNA. Its product is annotated as leucine-rich repeat-containing protein 25-like. The record is from RefSeq and is a predicted model, not a curated record. Bases 447 to 1397 code for a protein of 316 amino acids. Gene Ontology annotation, molecular function: protein binding. The transcript is spliced from 3 exons. Lineage: Eukaryota; Metazoa; Chordata; Aves; Passeriformes; Paridae.
UGGGGAGCGGACACGAACGCGGUGCCCUCGGGACACUGAGCUGCAGCCACGGGGAGGGGACACCGGGAUGGGGACACCCACCGUGCCAGGGGACACGGAAACCACAGAGACGCCCGCCGGCUCCCACCCGGCCCCUCCCCCUCGGGGGGGUCCCUGUGCUGCCGGGGGGGGGGUCUAUGAGCAUACGCGAAUGUCCCCCCACCCCGCGGGUCACCGGGGCCAUCGGGACACUCAGCCAGUGCCAGGGGGAUGCUCAGUACCCCAAGAAAGGACCGGGGGGUCUGGCAAGGGUCAGCGGGUGCUGAUUUGGGGGUGCUGCCCCCCUACCACCCCGGGAGCGGCUACGCCCUGCCGGGGUGACACGGGACAGCCGGACCCGCCUGUUCCUCUUCCCCACACCAGGCAGCAGCGGCCGGAGCGCAGGCUCCCGGUGCAGCGCGGGGACCAUGGGGCUCCCUGCGGCCCUGCUGCUGCUGCUGCUGCGCCCCGUCACCCCCUUUACCCUCGUGAUCCCCGUCACCCCCGUCACCCCCGUCACCCCCUGUUCGGCCUUGCUGCCGGACACUUCCGAAGACCUGGACCUGAGCAACCGGAGCCGUGGAUGUGCCGAGCUGGACUGGAGCCGGUUCCACCGGCAGCGCCGGCUGGUGCUGAGGCACAACGGCAUCGAGGCCCUGAGCCCCCGGUCCCGCCUCGGGCCCAGGAUGGAGGAGCUGGACCUGGCGGAGAACCGGCUGCGGGAGCUGCCCCGCGGCUUCUUCGCCAACGCCACGGCCCUGCGGAGCCUGCGGCUGGAGGGGAACCCCCUCCCCGCCGUGCCCCCCGCCGCCUUCCAGCCCACGCUGAGCUCCCUGUCCGUGUCCUGCCGCUGUGACCUGCUGGGCACCGUCCUGGCCCCCUGCUCCCGCUCGGGGAUCCACUGCGUCUGCCUCACCUCCCACCGGCAUCGCUUCAACAUCACCGACUUCCACGGCCGGGAGUGCGGGCCCGGUGCGGGGCUGCUGGCCGGGCUGGCCGGGGCUGCGGGGGCCGUGCUGGCGGCUCUGGGCGCCGCCGCCGCCGUUCGGUACCGGCGGAGGAGAGCGGCGGCCGCGGUGGCCGGAGUGGGAAGGGGGAAGGAGGAUCCCCCCGGAAACCUCCGGCAGCCCCGCUACAUCAGCCGGGACACCGGGGCCGGCACCGCCGAUGUCACCGACGCCCCCGACUACGAGAACGUCUUCGUGUGUCCCGGCACGGCCCCGGGAUGGGCACCGGGAUGGCAGGAACAGCGCUACAGCCCGCAGGUCCUGGAAGAUGAGGAUUAUUUCCUGGAGAGCGCAGCUGACCCCGGGGACCAGCCCAUCUACGCCAACACUCUGGGCCCCACCGAGGACAUCUACAUCAUUCCUGACCAGUGAGGGGCUGGGGGGACACUGGGAGGGCUGGGGGGACGCUCUCUGUCCCCCACUGAUGCCCCGUCCCGGCUGUCCCAGAGGGGACAGGGACAUUCCCCGCAGCCGUGGGGGUCCCGCGUGCUUCCCGCACACUCAUCCCGUGAGAACGCCCUUGCAGGGGGAUUUUUUGAACAGCCCCAGUCCCCUCCUUCGCCCCAGUUCUCACACCGGGGUGAGGGCUGAGCUGACAUUUCCUCCCGGGGCUGCGGCCACCGACCGCGGGGACGCCGCAUCCGCCGGCACCGGAGCCUCGGGGCCGGGACACGCUCGGGGUCCCUGGGGGCGGCCGGAGGAGCUGGGGCUGACCACGGCCCUGGCUUCCUCUUCCCCUUCUGGGGCCGAUGGAGAGCCGAGUGUGAGCUCGCCUGGGGACGUGCUGGCGGUUGGGGACAUCCGGUGCCACCUGCGCCCUCUGUUCCUGCUGAAUCCGCCACUUUGGGGAACUAAAAAUGCUCCUUUUUUUAAUCCUCCUGGUGGCACCCCGAGCUGUUGGGUGCCAUGGGGGCAUAGGGCACCCAUGGCUUGUCUGGGAGUCACCUCAGCCCCUGGGAGGUUUCACUGUGCCCCAUUAAACGGUUUAAUUAUCUCUAAUUACUCACCUAGCUCGUGAUCUGUGGGUAACCCUGGGGUUUCCCACAGGGAUAGCCCCUGGAACUCUCUGUGUCCCCAAAGUGGGGGUCCCAAGGGACCAGGACCCUCAAGGAUAUCUCCUCAAAGCAGGGGGUCCUAAAGGACCAGGACCCUCAGGGACAGGUCCCCAGAGCUCGUGUCCCCAAAGUGGGGGUCCCAAGGGACCAAGACCAGGUCCCUCAAGCCCCUGUCCCCAGAGGAGCCAUCUCCAGAGCUUGAAUCCCUCAGUCCCUGGUCCCCAGACCCCCAUCCCAGAGCAGAGAUCCCAAAUUCCACCUCCCCCACACCCAGGUCCCCACCAGGAGCUGCUGGGGGACUGCCCAGGACACCCCAGGUGACACUGGAAGAGGGGACAGAAGGGAGCUGUGACCAGCAGAGCCAUCCCACUGAGCCAUGGGGAGUCCCGGGGGGUCCAAGGGGGGUUUCCCGUCCCUUUUGGUGGUCCCAGGGCUGGGAAAUGGGGCAAUGGUCACCUCCCGGCUGGGUGUCACCCGCAGGGGUCAGGGCUGUGCCUUCCCAAGGACACAAACAACUCAAAGGUCUCUGGGAGCAGUGCCCGGGCAUUACUCACAUGCUGGCACUGGGAAUUCCGUGAGGAUUUACCAGCAAAUCCAUGUGGAGUCAGAUCCCAGGGGAGCUGAGGGUCCGAGGAGCAGGGGUACAGUCAGAGACCCCCAGAAUCCCCGUUACAAUCACUUUAUUCAUUAUUAUUACAUCCUUCUGAUUUUAUAGAAAUAUUUAAAAUAGAAAACCACAAAACCCCCUUCCUCUUCACCCCCUAAAAAAGGAUAUUUUUCUAUAAAAUACAAUAAGUUAGAAAUAAAUAACUUGCAUAAAUAA